Molecule: messenger RNA, 1917 nt
Organism: Rhododendron vialii
Lineage: Eukaryota; Viridiplantae; Streptophyta; Magnoliopsida; Ericales; Ericaceae
Exons: 5
Coding region: 1-1917 (638 amino acids)
Biological process (GO): DNA repair; telomere maintenance
Molecular function (GO): DNA helicase activity
Source: RefSeq, a predicted model, not a curated record
AUGGUGUUGGGACUAAUAGAUGAGAUCAAGGAAUAUCUCGAUGCAAGGUAUAUUGGUCCAGUAGUAGCAGCUUGGCGGCUAUUCAGUCAUUCUAUGCAUGAAGAGAUUCCAACAGUGGUACGUUUCGCACUUCAUUUACCUGGAAAACAUAAUAGCCUAUUUAACACUGAAGAAUCAAUGCAAGACAUUGUUGCCAGGGCUGAGCAAGACAUUACAACAUUAGCUGGUUUUUUUGCAUAUUGUCAAGCAAAUGUAGAUGCACGUGCAUUCACCUAUCAAGAAUUUCCACAACAUUUUGUUUGGAUAAAAUCAGAAAAGAGGUGGAAACCAAGAGAAAGGGGUUUUGCAAUUGGAAGAAUGUACUUUAUUAGCCCUAAUGCUAGUGAAAUAUUUUAUUUACGCCUCCUACUGAGUGUUGUUAGAGGACCAGAAUCAUAUGAAUGUUUACGCAUAGUCAAUAAUAUUUUGCAUGACACAUUUAAAUCAGCAUGUAUUACAAGAGGACUCCUGGAAGAUGACGAAGAAUGGGAAUCGGGUACAAAUUUAAAAGACUUUCCUCCCAUGCCAUUGCCUAUUGUGAAUUGGAGUAUAGUAGUGGGUAAUAGAUUGAUAUCGGAGCAUCAACAACUCAUUUUUGAUGCCCAGCAUUCAGAUGCGAAUAUCAAUGUUGAAUGUCUCAAUGAAGAACAACGUGUCGUUUACACUACAAUCACCACCUCGGUGUUUGAGAAUAAAGGAACGACUUUUUUUCUAAAUGGGGGUGUUGGAACUGGAAAGACCUUUUUGUACAAUACUGUUGCCACGAAAUGUCGUAGCCUUGGACACGUCGUAGUUAACGUUGCUUCAUCUGGUAUCGCUUCAUUAUUAUUGGUAGGAGGCAGAGUUGUUACAACAUUGAUUAUAUGGGAUGAAGUCCCUAUGCAACAUAGAUAUUGUGUUGAAACAGUUGAUCGCACACUCCAAGACAUUUGCGAUAAUGAUAAGCCAUUUGGGGUCAUACCAAAAGGAGUUCAAGAGCAAAUUGUGGGAGCAUCGUUGAGACGUUUUGUGCAAUGGAAUCGUAUGCACAUUUUGACAUUGAAUUUGAACAUGCGCUUAAGUAACACAGACCUUGCGAAUUCAAAUUUUGCAGAAUUCUUGAAAGAGAUUGGGACUAAUCUAGAAGAAAUAGUAGAGCUUCCAUCAAUAAUACAAAAGUGCAGAUCCAUUAGUGAGUUGUUAUUUACUGUGUAUCUGCAGCUAGCCGUAGUGGGUACCAUAACACCGACCUUCCUUAAUGAAUGCACAAUUCUUUCUGCCCGAAAUGAUGAUGUUAGUGCUAUCAAUCUUGCAGCAUUGAAUGUUUUUCUAGGGGAUACCACCACUUAUUUUACAGCAGACAAAAUGUCCUUUGAUGAUGCACAUGAUCAUACUAUCACAAAUCGGUAUCCUAAUGAGUACUUGAGCUCAUUGAAUCCUUCCGGUUUGCCUCCUUUUAAAUUGGACUUGAAAGUUGGUUGCCCAAUAAUGUUAUUGAGAAACAUCGCUCUAAAGGCUGGGUUAUGUAAUGGCACUCGAUUAAUGAUUGUCAAAUGUGCAAAUCGCAUAAUCGAAGCUCAAAUUUUAACAGGAGAUAAAUUUGGCAAUUUGGUCUUUAUUCCAAGGAUAUCCUUUACACCCUCUUCUUCUGGAAUGCCUUUUGAGAUGACAAGGCAUCAAUUUCCAAUCAGAUUGGCAUAUGCGAUGACUAUUAAUAAAUCUCAAGGACAGUCUGUCAAUUUUGUUGGAAUUGAUUUGCGUACUCCAGUCUUUAGUCAUGGACAACUAUAUGUAGCAUUAUCUAGAUGCACAUUUGGUGAUCGUACAAGUGUCCUUCUCUCCAAUGAUACAUCCCGUUCCACGACAAACAUUGUGUAUCCUGAGGUUUUGCUAUGGUAA